Acanthosepion pharaonis is the source of this 1737-nucleotide messenger RNA. NCBI's taxonomy places the organism in Eukaryota, Metazoa, Mollusca, Cephalopoda, Sepiida, Sepiidae. The record is from the annotation of a GenBank genome assembly.
AUGCGAAUUACGAUCUGUUUUUUUUCUUCAGACCAUUAUACCAGCUACAUUUUUCUUUAUACGUUUUUUUUUUCUUCAUACGCUAUUUCUCGACUACAUAACCAAAUUAUGGAAUUUUCGUUCUUUAGAAUUCACUUUCUUUCGUUCGUGGUGAACUCCCUUUCAUUCUUUUUACAAUUCGUUUUCUUUCAAUUUUCUUUCCUUGUUAUUUUCUUUCUUCAGGAUUUUAGUUACUUUUCCUUUUUCUCUUUUUCCUUCAUAUCUAUUUCACUUUGUGAUCUAUCGCUUUCUUUCCUUCUCUCUCUCUCUCGCUCUCUCUAUCUAUCUAGAUAUCUAUUUCACUUUGUGAUCUCUUUCUUUCCUUCUCUCUCUCUCUCUCUCUCUCUCUCUAUCUAUCUAUCUAUCUAUCUAUCUAUCUAUUUUCCCUCUAAAGAAAACUAUAAAAUAUUUAUAUAUCUCCGACACUUUUUACUUUGUAACAUCUAUCUAUCUAUCUAUCUAUCUAUCUAUCUAUCUAUCUAUCUAUCUCAUUUCUUUUCUAUCUCUUUUCCUUUCUAUCUAUCUAUCUAUCUAUCUAUCUAUCUAUCUAUCUCUUUUCCUUUCUGUCUAUUAAUGACUGUCAUCUAUCUAUCUAUCUAUCUAUUUUCUUUCUAUCUCUUUUCCUUCUGUCUAUUAAUGUUCAUCUAUCUAUCUAUCUAUCUAUCUAUCUAUCUAUCUAUCUUUUGUCUGUUCAUAUCUAUCUAUCUAUCUAUCUAUAUCUAUCUAUCUAUCUAUCUAUCUAUCUAUCUAUCUAUCUAUCUUUCCUUUCUAUCUAUCUAUCUAUCUAUCUAUCUAUCUAUCUAUCUAUCUAUCUAUCUAUUGUAUCUUGUUUGUUUAACUUACCUGUUCUUUCUUUCUUUCUUUCUUUCUUUCUUUCUUUCUUUUAUGCGUCUAUUUGUCACUAUUUUUCCUUCCUUUAUUCAUUCCUUUAUUCUUUCUUUCUAUCUUUCUUUCUGUCGUUCUUUCUUUCUUUCUUUCUUUCUUUCUUCCUUUCUUUUUUUCUUUCUUUCUUUCUUUUAUGCCUCGGCUUCUAUCGAGAUUCUAUUUGUAACUAUCUUUCCUUCUUUUAUUCUUUCUUUCUUUCUUUAUUUCUAUCGUUCUUUCUUUCUUUCUUCCUUAUUUUCUUUCUUUCUUUCUUUUAUGUCUCGGCUUCUAUCGAGCUCUUCCUUUCUUUCCUUGACAUUACUUUCUUAUCAUCUUCCUUUUUUCUUCCGUUUACACCUCGGCUCCUAUUUGUCACUGUUUGUCUUUACUUUAUUCUUUCUUUCUUUCUUUCUUUCUUUCUUUCUUUCUUUCUUUAAUAUAUCAGUCUCCGUUCGUUAUUCUUUUUUUUUCUUCUCUUUCUGUCUUUUCUUUUUUUUUUCCAUCUUGGUUUCUGUUUUGCUAUUUCAUAUUUUUAUCUUUCUUUUUUCUCUUCCAUUUUUCGUUCUUUCACAUCGGGGUUUCUAUUUAUCUCUCUUUUUCUUUCCUUUACUCUUUCCUUUCUUAAUAUGUCCGUUUCUAUUUGUUGUUCUUUUAACAUUCUUUCUUUCUUUCUUUCUUUCUUUCUUUCUUUCUUUCUUUCUUUCUUUUAGAUCUCUCCUUCUAUUUAUAUUUGAUUUUCUUUUUCUCUUCCAUUGCUCUUUCUUUUAUAUUUCGACUUCUCUUUGUUGCCUUUGUUUCUUUUUCUUUCUUUUUUUUCUUUCAUUCUUUCUUUGA